CAUGCUCCAGCAGUAAUCGCGGAAGUUGCAUGUCUUUUGUGGCAAAGUUUUCACUUUUCCAUUCGCUGUCCAUCAAUCGGAAAAUCAAUAUCACCGCAGUAUCAGUCAUACGGUUCGAUCCAGACAGUCUUUGGCGCCUUUCGAUACGACCGUGGCACAGAAUUCCUGGUGAAGAGUUGGAAAUUGGAACAAAUCAUUCAACUAGCAGCUUAUUUAUUUUCUGUUGCACAUCCGUCUUGAAGUGGAAAACAUUUUCUGAGUAUAAGGAAAAAGCCAUCCAUUCCAGGAUUCGCUGGUCGAAAGUUCCGGAAGCGAUUACGGCCAGCAGCAGCACCAGCAGUGAUCGAAGAGGAAGUCCGUUUAUUCGAAAGUGGCGCUCGACAACGGUAUCAAAACGCAGUCCCGAGUGCAUCCAAGUCCUGGUAGUGCUCGCACUUUGGUGUGGGCACUGCCCCUGACGGCAUCAUGCAAUAUGGUGACCGAGGAGAGUGAUCAUCCACACCAUCCGGAGGAGGAGAAAACACCAACGCAGGAGAAGGAUAGCAACUUGCUGGCGCGAACCGACAGCAGCGAGAUACUGAUCCAGAGCAGCAUGGAUGACAUUUUCGAUGUUAUCAAAUCGGGCGAGCUGUCGGAGGUGGAAAAUUUGGUAGAAAAGGUGGGCCAGGAGGCGCUGAGUGCCCGAGAUAAGCACGGAUACACCCCAGCUCACUGGGCCGCCCUAGACGGCAAUGUGGAAAUGAUGCGCUAUCUCGUCGAACGGAACGCACCGGUCGAUUUGCCCUGUCUGGGAACGCAAGGACCACGGCCCAUCCAUUGGGCCUGUCGGAAAGGGCAUGCUGCGGUCGUACAGGUACUUCUACAGGCCGGUGUUGCCGUCAAUGCGGCCGACUUUAAAGGUCUCACACCGCUGAUGACGGCCUGUAUGUACGGCCGAACCGCGACCGCAGCGUAUCUGUUGGGAAUGGGCGCACAGAACCAUCUUACCGACAUUAACGGUGAUACGGCACUGCACUGGGCAGCGUACAAGGGACAUGCCGAUCUUAUCCGUCUGCUGAUGUACUCCGGGGUGGAUCUGCAGAAGACGGACAACUUCGGUUCGACGCCGCUCCACCUUGCCUGCCUGUCGGGCAACAUGCAGUGCGUGAAGAUUCUGUGCGAGAAGCGCAACCUGGAGCUGGAACCACGUGAUAAGAAUGGUAAAACGCCUGUGAUGCUUGCCCAAAGCCAUCGGAACAGCGAGGUGGUCAAGCUGCUGCACAAUGAGAUGAAGAAAAAGUCCCGCUGGAUGCCACCGAUCUCGGAGAUCUGGGGAAUGCUGUUCGGUGGAGCAGGCGCUUCAAAGGGUCCACUGAUAUUAUUCCUCGUGUCUGUGUUACUGUGGGGCUAUCCAAUGUACAUGAUACGGUGUAUUCCGAUCACGUGGAACAUCUUGAGACGAUCGCACUACUGCUUCAUCUACUGGAAUGCGGUCAUGUGGAUUAGCUGGAUAAUAGCCAACCGUCGGGAUCCCGGCUAUAUCCCACUGAACUCCGACACCUACUAUCGAGCGAUCAAGCAGAUCCCGUACUUUGAUAAGUGGAAGAAACGGAAUGUAAUUCUAUCGCGCCUAUGCCACAGCUGCAGAUGUUUGCGACCAUUGAGAGCCAAGCAUUGCCGUAUAUGCAACCGUUGCGUAUCCUACUUUGACCAUCACUGUCCAUUCAUCUACAACUGCGUCGGUUUGCGCAAUCGGAUGUGGUUUCUACUAUUUGUACUGAGUAUCGCCAUCAACUGUUCGUUCACUAUCUACUUCGCGUGCUACUGUGUCAUGAUCGAGGGCUUCAGUUUGCUGUACGUGCUUGGUCUAUUGGAAGCAUUCGUAUUCUGUGGACUUGGUUGGAUUCUAACGUGCACAUCGAUCCUCCAUGCCUGUAUGAACCUUACAACGAACGAAAUGUUCAACUACAAACGUUACCCUUACCUGCGGGAUAAGCGUGGCCGCUAUCAAAACCCAUUCUCCCGCGGACCCGUACUGAAUCUGUUCGAAUUCUUUGUCUGUCUGCCGGACCGUCAGGAUGAGCAGGAUUACAUACUGGACGAGAACCUUUGAAAAUUGCCCUCCGGCUCCGGCGAACGUCGGAAACGCAUCACCAGCAGUGGUAGCAAUAGCAGCAGCAGCUAGCUCGAACCGUGCAACUAAAGUGCGUCGGUCUAUGUCGGACACACUUUGCUAAGCUGCAUCUCUCUUUUCUAUCCGAUCUUCGCCAUUCGCAUAAUGCGUGCAUUUGCAAAUCACUGGGAUUCCGUUGCGUUGCGAGAGCUUAAGGAAAACACAUUUAAUGGCAGCAGGACACUCGCAUGUUCAAUUGUGAACUUGCGAUCAAGACUAGGAGGUUUACGUUUGAAGGAAAGGUUUUUCAUUCUUACACGGUUUGUUAAGGAUUUUGCCAUUUGUUAUUGAGCUAGGCCCGUCGUUAGGCGUAUGGAAUGUUUUAUUAAUGAAAUACGUGAUUUUGUUUUAAUGUUAACAGUACGUAAUAGCUAAUAUCGAAAUCGUAAUAGCUUAUCGAAACAAACAGUGCGAACGAAAGAUAGGCAAACCCAAAGGAAACAAGUUCGUUCUUUUAACGUACAUUCCAUCUACAUCCGUAGCACAAAUCGAUGUCGAAGUCUUAUAUGAAACAUUAAUUUUGCCCCGGAAUUUAUAACAUAGCUUUACCGCCGAGAAUUUGCAGUGUGACAACGACUGCUUUAAAACACUGUUCUUCUCUAGAAUGAAAUAAAUGCUUGUACACAAAAUGAUAAAAACAAAAGAUUUUGGUAAACGAUUGAAACGA
Anopheles funestus (African malaria mosquito) is the source of this 2819-nucleotide messenger RNA. RefSeq lists its product as uncharacterized. Lineage: Eukaryota; Metazoa; Arthropoda; Insecta; Diptera; Culicidae. Gene Ontology annotation, molecular function: protein binding; palmitoyltransferase activity. The transcript is spliced from 4 exons. Bases 473 to 2092 code for a protein of 539 amino acids. Gene Ontology annotation, cellular component: Golgi membrane. The record is from RefSeq and is a predicted model, not a curated record. Gene Ontology annotation, biological process: protein palmitoylation.